GCAGACGCUCUAAUAUAAUAUGGGGAGUUUACUGAUCCUACUUACUUAAGCAGAUGUAAAAUGUGUAAAUGAGUGAUAAAUUAACAUGUUUGGGAAAUGAUAGUUUGAUUGAUGUUUCUGCGUUUUGGUUGAUUUACAUCGCUGUGUCUUGUUUAAUGUUUGUUAAGACAUAAAAACGUGAUUUAAAUAAAAGAGUACGGCUCCCUCUUUUCCUGCUCUGCGUUACUAAAUAGACCCACGGCUCUCCUAUUGGUCAGCAGCCGCGAUCUUCCAACAGCUGUUCUGUUUUCCCACACUCUGAUUGGACGAAACGCUCCGUCCCUCAAGCCGACUUGGCCUCGAAGCCCCGCCUCCCCACUCUCUCCGCGCCCUGCCAUUGGCCACUGUACUCCUUCCCGCUGCGCCAUUGGCCGACCGGGCUGGUUGUCAAGGCUUCGGGUCUUCAUUCACCAUUUUGCGACUGUAGUGUAGAAAUGUCCAGGGCAGGAGUUUUCGCUCCCUGUAAGUUCCUCGCCGGACAAAGAUGAGCGGCCGUUGACGGGCAGCGGCGGACCUCCGUGCCCUAUUUUACCCGGCGGAGGAAUAUCCUGUGAGGGAGGAGGGGGGCUCAAGGAGGGGGUCGAUCUGUGUUAUCUCCGAGUCCUUGAAAUAAGGUGGGCAAGUGCUGGAGUCGCACAGCCAAAGGCAAGACAGAAUGAGAAAGACAGGCCCCGACAGAGGAAGAGAAUAGACGGGAAGCAGGAAAAAACCAACGGAGUUACUCUGGGAUAAAUAAAUAAAUACCAACAUCUGUUUGGAGAAAAGGCCAGCCAGAUAAAAAAAAAAAAAAAGAUGAAGCCAAUAAAGAAGCAGGGCCGGCGCUCCCCGCAGUCCACCCGGGCCAAAGGCGGGAAGCGCCGCGGAGCCGGAGACGCCUCAGACAGCGGCGAGAAAAGAGACUCGGACGAGAACAGAGACGGAAACGGGUCCCCGGCGAACCGAACUCCCUCCUCGUCCUUUUCCUCCAGCUCACACUCGGACUCCUCUCAGGCCGGCCUGCCGACGGGGCGGGAAGCCUCGGACGGGGAGGGGAUGUCCGAGACGUCCGCGUCGGCCGGGACGGAUCCGGGGAAGGCGCUGAGCGGCAGCAGCCACUGCGACAGCAGCUGCAGCAGCAGCAGCACGCCGAGCGCCAACAACAGUCCCAAUCCCGCCUCCAGCCGAAAGACCGCCACUUUCAAGGCCCGCGUCCCCAAGAAGAAGUACACCUCUGAACACUGUUCGACAGCCACUGCCAGCAAUCAUAGCACCCCUGUGUCCCCUACGCCCCCUCCCCUGGGGGGCGGGGUUCCCAGCCAGGGGACAACCGGUUCAGGAGUCUCUCAUUCCAACGCUCAGAGUAUGAGCCUGAUGGACAGCUUCUCCAGUGGCACAGCUGGCAGAGAGAGUUCCCAGGAAUCUCCAGGACCCCCCACGCUGUCUCUAGCAGGGGAGAGGCCCGGCGGAGGCGAAGAUCGAGUGUCCCCCAGCCCUCUGCCCCGAUGCUCUUCAACAGACACUGCCAGCGAGCACUCGGCUGACCUGGAGGUGGUGGGCGACAUGCCAGCCGUCACGCCGACCUCUCACUCUACGCCCAGCCUCCCCGACACGCUGUCGGACACCCUGGCCAAAGGGCUGAAAAACCAGCGCGUCCUCGCCCGCCAGCUCAGGAGACAAAAGUCUGAGGACGCGGGGGGCGACAGACGAGGCGAAGGGAGGCGUUCGGAGUUCGUGUUCCGGGCCGGGGUGGUCCGUAAGGUCAGCGGCGAAUUUGGUUGCCUGGAGGUGCAGCUGAACGGGGAGAAGACGUUGUGCAGUUAUCCCUACCGACACGACAGCCCCCCGGGGGUGGUGGAGAUAAUCUUAGAUGCACCUCCGCCUGGCGUCCACACGAUACCUGUCGGCACCCGUGUCUGUGUGCCAUUUGGCAACGAGGACAGCAACGAGGGCCAGUGCCAUUGGUACAGAGAAGGCGUGGUGACCGAGGUAGACACGCACCCAGCCGUGGCUAACCGUUACCGGGUGCUGCUGUCCGAGGGAAGGCCUCAUUCUCUGGACGCAGAAGACGGCAGAGGUGCCACCCAGGCAGUGUGGGUCCCCCGGCAAACCCUCCGGCUCCUGGUGCCGCCGUGGGACCUGGACCUGCCGUCGUGUGGUGGCCACGGAGGGGAGGAGGGCAUCGGAGAGAAGGAUAAAAAGCACGACGAGCGGGAGGAGAUAGACGUGGAGCAGGAGGUGUGCAGCCUCAGCCGAGGGAUGACCACAGGCAUGGGCUCGAUGUUUGGGAGGGAGAUAUACCCCGGUAUCAUCACCGUCUCCUCCGCCGCCGGCCACAACAUUGCAUCGCCGGUCACGCCGGUAUUCAGCCUGGCUCCCGGUCGGGAAUGGGGAGGCGAGAAGGAGCUGGAAAGGGAGAGGGAGCGUCUGAGAAAGCAGGAGCGAGACAGAGAAAGGGAGAACAGUGCGAAGCAGCAGCAGCAGCAGCAACACCACCCGUACAUGCCGCUCACCCCCGAAGAAGACAUGGAGGUGUCCCACUUUAACAUGGUCCCGCUGGGGGCAAUCGUACCCGGGACCAAACCGAGACCAGUUCACCACCCGAUUGUCUCAAAGCCCCCGUCUGGCUACCUCAACUCCCACCUGCCCGUUGUGCGGAGUAUUGGGAUCUCCUCCACGCACCUGGCCCUCAACCCCCACCCCAACCCCUCCAACGUCCUGUUGGGCCUCGACUCGGCAAACGCCGCAGCCAGUGCCGUCAUCACCGCCCCUCAGCUGCCCCCUCUGCCUCCCAUCUCCUCCUCCAACCAGCCCUCCAGGGCAGAGAAGGCCGGCGGGGGAGGAUCCGCCGGCGGUGGCGGGGGCCCCGGCUCCAACUCGUCCUCUGCCAAUCGUUCCCGCACUCCCCUCACGGCGGCCCAGCAGAAGUACAAGAAGGGAGACGUGGUCUGCACGCCGACGGGCAUCCGCAAGAAGUUCAACGGCAAGCAGUGGAGGCGGCUGUGCUCUCGAGAGGGCUGCUCCAAGGAGUCCCAGCGACGAGGGUACUGCUCCAGGCACCUCUCCAUGCGGACCAAGGAGCUGGAGGGCAGCGGAGGCGGCCGGGAGCGCAGCGGCGCCAGCAGCACGGGGACCCUGACGCCGUCCGACCUGCGGCUGGGCGGCGGGAGAGCCAGCUCGGAGUUCGACUGGGACGAGACGUCGAGGGAGAGCAGUGAAGCCAGCAGCCGCGGGGGGGACUCCCGCCCCCGCCUGGUGCUGCCCUCCCUGCUGCCCCAGGACCUGUCCCGUUUCGACUUUGACGAGUGCGAGGCCGCGAGCAUGCUGGUCUCCCUGGGGGGCUCCCGCUCCGGCACGCCGUCAUUCUCCCCCAUCUCCAACCAGUCCCCGUUCUCGCCGACGCCGUCGCCGUCUCCCUCGCCGCUCUUCGGCUUCCGCUCGUCCACCUUCAGUCCGAUCGCUGCCCCGACGUCGCUCACCACGCGCCGCCCCCGCCAGCUCAGCGGAACCAAGAUGGGCACGCCGGGUUCUGACCGGGAACGCCACCUGUCGGGAAUCGUGCCGUCCUUCCAGACCAGCCUCACCUUCACGGUCCCCAUGAGCCCCAGCAAGAGGAGGCCUGAGGCGCACCCGCCCCCUCCGCUGCCCACAGUCCAGGACUACCAGAACAAGGCAGACCAGCUGAUGGCUGUGGGGGGCAACAUUGUCGGAGACCCUGCCGCUUUCAGGGUCCUCUCCCCCCACAGUCAGCCCACAACGCCGUCCUCGCUCUCCUUUUCACGCCCCCGCAGCGCCACCAGCAGGCCGCCGUCCUCCGCCGCCUCUACGCCCCCGCCCAUGCUCGUGUCUCCCACUCCUCCGUCUCCGCUGCCCCAGGAGCCCUCCCCGCGCCGCAUAGUGCCGCUCCGCGACUCCCCCGUCAUCGUCCGCAACCCAGACGUCCCCCUGGCGAAGUUCUCGGACGGCCCGUUGGCGGGGAGGGACAGAAGCCGGUCGAGGGAUCAGAACCAGCACCAGCACUCCGCUCCGCCGGGCCUGAAGGCCCCCGUCCCCAUCAACGGGGCCGCGUCCAACCCUGCGGUUCUCCUGCGGAACCCCGCCUCCACUCUGGUCCUGGUCACCUCCAGCUCUUCCUUGACGCCAGCCACAGCGGGCCACGCCGCCCUGUCCGGGCCCUCCGCUCCGGGCUUGAUCUCCGCCCCGUCGGGCUCUUCUCUGUCCUCGUCCGGUUCCGGAGGCAGGGACAGGAAACCCGAGGGCUACCCGGACGUGUCCGGCGGUGCGCUGCCGCAGCCGGUGGCCUGCCACCCCACGCCGACCGCCCUGCUGCCGCUCAUACUGCCAGCGGAGUCGCCCCACCCGGCGCCGCGCAAACAGAUCAUCAUGGGUCGCCCCGGCACAGUUUGGACCAACGUGGAGCCUCGGUCAGUGCCAGUGUUCCCUUGGCAUUCGCUCGUCCCUUUCCUGGACUCCAGCCAAUCAGGAGAAGCCGCCCAGCCCGCCGAUGGCCAGCAGCUUGUUAAUCAGAGCAAAGAGCCUCGCUGCGGUGUGGCCCUGGUGAGCGAAGGGCGGGCGGGCCCCCCGGAGCCGGACAGAGGGUCGCCGUCACGCCCUCCCCCGACCAAUGACAAUCCUUCUGCAGACAGGGGCGGGGCCGACAGCGAGACAGAGAGCGACACAGAUGAUCCGUUUUCCCCCGGCGUGGCCAACGACCCGUCUCCCUCCGCCGGACCCAUGAAGAGACGCACGCAGUCGCUCAGCGCCCUGCCCAAAGACGCAGACAGGAAGCAGAGAGAGAAGGACCACAUCCGGCGUCCCAUGAACGCCUUCAUGAUCUUCAGCAAACGCCACCGAGCUCUGGUGCACCAGCGGCAUCCCAACCAGGACAACCGGACCGUCAGCAAGAUCCUGGGCGAGUGGUGGUACGCUCUGGGGCCCAACGAGAAGCAGAAGUACCACGACCUGGCCUUUCAGGUGAAAGAGGCCCACUUCAAAGCCCACCCUGACUGGAAGUGGUGCAACAAGGACCGCAGGAAGUCUCUGUCUGAGGGCCGCGGGACCCCGAAGGAACUGCGGGAGAGGAGCAUGUCUGAGAGCAUAGACAUGCUGUCGGAGUCCCAGGUGCUGGAAGGAAAGGGAGGCGUGCCGGGGGGGCCGGGCUGGCCUGGGGGAUCGGAGCGUCGAGGGGGGCCUCUGGGGGCCCAGCAGCCCCGUCCCCGGGCCUUUUCCCAGAGUGCCGUGCACACCCUGGAGCAGAGGGAGAGGCAGCGGGAGCUGGAGAAGGAGGACGGAACCAGCUUGUUUCGAAACCGAGCGGCGCCUCAGUCGCUGUACCAAGGUGGAGCCAACGAGGAUGUGACCAGCGAUGAGGAACGCAUGGUCAUCUGUGAAGAAGAAGGAGACGACGAUGUGAUGGAGGAUUCGUGCCCUGAAGGCUCCAUUGACCUCAAGUGCAAGGAGAGAGUGACAGACAGCGACGAAGACGAACCGGACGGACAGCUUAGCCUCCAGCCAGAGGCUCGCUCCUCCCUCCUCUGCUCCUCGCCCUCCACCCCCCACGCCGACUCCCCCUCCAGGGGGAACGGAGAGCCAGGAAGUCCUGGAGACGGAGCGGACGGGGCGAGGAAGAGGGGCCUGGACGGAGGGGAAGAGGAGCCCAGGAUGAAGGAAUCGUCAUCCAGAGAAGGAGGAGGAGGAGGAGGGCAGACCGUCGCCCCGCUCCAGCAGGUCCUCAGCGGGAACCGGACGAUUCCAACAGCGGCGACCAGUGUGGUGCGGCCGGUCGUCAGCGCUCCCGUCCCCAUCGCCAGCAAACCCGCGGAUGGCGCCGUGGCGCUCCAGCAGGAGAAGAAGACCAACCUUCUGAUGGGCGGAGCCGGAGGGGUCCAAGCCCAGUCGCCGGUGAUGCAGAGCAAGAGGCUGGUUCCUGUGGCAGCAGUGAGGACGGGCUCCACGCCUCCUCAGCCCUCCAUCUCCCUGGUGGCUCCGCCUCUUCCUGUACAGAACGGCGCUGCAGCGGGAAAUAAGAUCAUCCAUAUCGCUCCCAUGCCCGUAGUGCAGACCAGCGUCCACCCGGGUGCCGCCGCAGCCGUGCCCGCGGGGGGGCCCUUCCCUGUGUCCAUGGCAACAGUGAUGGGUCCCGGAGCCGCCCCCCCGCAGAGCGUUCUUCUGACCUCCCCGCCCACCAGGAUCACCUACGUCCAGUCCAGCCCAGGCGGUACCAUGGCGGCGCACCAACAGGGCGCUCAGCCCCCCGGCCCCGCGUAUCUCUCAUCACACCUGGCAGCUCUGGGCUUCACCGCCAUCGCCCCGGCCGGGCAGACCCUGGUUCAGCCCAUCGUCGGCCCGCCGCCGCUGCUGGCCCCGGCUCCGCCCGUCGGCUGCCAGACGCAGAACCCCCCGGGUCAGGGAGGCCGUCAGGUGCUAACAGCCAUCUAUCCGGCACAAACCCUUGCCCUGCCGACCGGCGUGGUCCCGAUGACGGCGGUGCCGCCUGCCGUCGCCUCCCCAGCCCAGGACGCGAUGAACCCGGCUUCCCCGUCAACCAAAGCGGUGCAGGGUUCAGCAGCUGCAGGGGCGACCUUUCAGCCCGGGAUGGAGGUGGAGGUGAAACAGGAGAGCCAGCUGGACGCUGACACCGACGGCUCAUCGAGCUGUAACCCAAACUGCUCCAUGGGCGGCUUUCUGAAUGGAGGCGCAGCAGUGAAAAAAGAAGAGGACAUCAGCCUGAGCAUCAAGGAAGAAAACAUGGGAGAUGAAGACGAGCGAGACCGACAACGUGAUGAAGAGCGAGAACGAGCGACGAAGGAGAGCAGAGACAAGAAGGAAGACAAGGAGACGGAGAGAGACGACCGCAGCAGCAAAGAGGCUGGACCUCGUUCCCCCCCACCACCUCCGCCGCCACCACCCUCAGGUCUGGACCCGCCUCCCCCUCCACCGGCAGAAAAAGACGCCCCCUCCUCCUCCUCUUCCUCCUCCUCUUCCUCCUCUAAGAGGAACAAGUUUCGACCUCCUCCUCUGAAAAAGACGCCCGACUCCCUUGACAAGGUCUUGUCGGAGUCGUCCUUCGAGGAGCGCUUCGCUGAGCUCCCAGAGUUUAACCCAGAGGAGGUCCUUCCCUCUCCCACGCUGCACAGCCUGGCCACCUCUCCAAGAGCCAUCCUGGGAAGCUACCGCAAGAAGAGGCGCAACUCCACGGACCUGGACGGGGCGGCGGAAGACCCCGGCUCCCCCCGGAGGAAGACCCGCCGUCUCUCCAGCUGCAGCUCGGAGCCCAACACCCCGAAGAGCGCCGCCAAGUGCGAGGGAGACAUCUUCACGUUCGACAGACCAGGUGCGACAGGUCCGGAAGGCGACGCCCCCCCGGGAGACCAGGACAGGGUCCCGCACUCGUCUCUGCGGAGGACGCUGGAUCAGCGCCGGGCGCUGGUCAUGCAGCUGUUUCAGGAACACGGCUUCUUUCCCUCAGCUCAGGCCACCGCCGCCUUCCAGGCCCGCUACCCGGACACCUUCCCCACCAAGUUGUGUCUGCAGCUGAAGAUCCGCGAGGUCCGUCAGAAGAUCAUGCAGACGGCGACACCGGGAACGCUGGAGCUGGGAGGGUCAUCCGAGGCCGGGCCCUCCCUGUCCCACGGCUCCUCGUCCUGCGGUCCAGCAUCGCGGGACGACGGAGGGACGGAGCAUCAGGGAGAAAAAGGCCAGAGCUCGGAGGAGCCGAAAAACGAGGGAUCGUCGUAAAUCAGGAGAAUGUUUUCACUGACAGAUAAAGAGAGAAGGCUGAACCCUGGCACUGAUUUCCACUAGACCUGGGCAAAAAAAAAACAAAAAAAACACACAGAACACAAGCGCUCAAUAACAAAA
Molecule: messenger RNA, 7875 nt
Organism: Fundulus heteroclitus (mummichog)
Lineage: Eukaryota; Metazoa; Chordata; Actinopteri; Cyprinodontiformes; Fundulidae
Gene: cica
Product: capicua transcriptional repressor a
Exons: 22
Coding region: 832-7752 (2306 amino acids)
Biological process (GO): regulation of transcription by RNA polymerase II
Cellular component (GO): nucleus
Molecular function (GO): RNA polymerase II transcription regulatory region sequence-specific DNA binding; DNA-binding transcription factor activity, RNA polymerase II-specific
Source: RefSeq, a predicted model, not a curated record